AUGAACUGGAUCGAUGGAGCGAUGGGAAGAGGCACUAUCAGCAAACCAGUCAGAUAUGAGGCUGUACUGUUUGAUCACGAGUGGGAUAAUCUGGAAAACGGCGGUGGUGGCCUUUCGAGGUCUAGAAACGGCUCGAGUGUUUCACUUUCGUCGAGUUUUGGUGCUAGUGGUAGUGCUGGAGGCAGCGGAAGCGGAAGUGGAAGUGCGGGUAUUGGUAGUCAUGGUCCUGGUAGCGGUGGUACUAAUACUCCUAGCAAUAAUAACGCUAAAACACUGUCUGCCGGUAACCACGAACUGCCGUUCGAAAUGGUCAUCCCAGGAGAUACUCCAGAAUCAAUUGAAGGGUUAGAAGGAGCUCAGAUGGUUUAUAGAUUAGUGGCAGUGGUUGAGAGAGGCCGAUUCCAGAAUAAUCUCGUGGCAAGAAAACAUAUCAGAAUUGUGCGAACUAUCGGUUCCGAUAACUUCGAGUUAUCGCAGACUGUGUCUAUUUCAAACACCUGGCCCAGUAAGAUCGAUUAUACUAUAGAGAUCCCAUCGAAGGCAGUUGCAGUGGGAUCCAGUUUCCCCGUCAAUUUCACACUUGUUCCGAUGCUCAAGGGACUGAAACUAGGUAACAUUAAAGCUCAGCUUGUCGAGUUUGUUACUCUAGCUACACCAAGUGGCAGUACUAGUAGUUCUGAAAAAAUUCGUCAUGAGUUAGUGAUUCCUGCACCGGAAGGUGGUUUAGAAGGACAAGAUUCAUGGGAAGUUAACGAGAUGAUUCAACUGCCUACGAGUUUAUCCAAAUGUACUCAGGACUGCGUGGUCGGCCAAUACAUUAAGGUUGCUCAUAAAAUUAAGUUUGCUGUAUGCUUGGUUAACCCGGAUGGGCAUGUGUCUGAGCUGCGAGCAUCUCUUCCUAUUUAUCUUUUCAUCUCUCCCAACGUCCCUAUUUCGUCACUUGAUCCUACCAUUUUACAGAUUCCUGGCAGUUCCAGACAGCCCGAAGAGGAAAUUUUGUUUUCAAAUGCCAGUAGUCGUGAAGCUAGUAGUACUGCUCUUAACAGUUUAGAUGGUGGUGCUCCUCCUAACUAUGAAGAUCAUGUUUAUGACAGACUAUGGAAUGGUAUUCCUACUCCUAGUUUAGAGAGUCCAGAAGGGAGUGUUGCUUCGACUCCAAGAUUACGGUCUCGUCGUAACUCUUUGGAUCAUGACCAUCUUAUGAUGACUGCAUUAGAUCCUGCUCAACGUUCUCAAUUAGCAGCGGGUCUUCGUGCUUUGGAGUUACAGCAACAAGCCAGCAGUGGUUCUCAGACUCCUGGUGUGGGUACUAAUCACUCGUCUGCCAGUCAGAGCGGUGAUAAUUCUCGAACUCCAUCUGGUGCGAACACCCCUCAUUUUGGUCCUAGUGAUUACUUCAGUCAUGGCUCGCAUUUCAGUCCCGAAAUAUCUCAUUUGUCACGAGUUGGCACUCCUGUUCUUACCCCUAGGACACCUGAUAUCGAUAUUAAUCUGCUGUCCAAGGUGCCGAGUUAUUCGACUGCUGUGAGAGAUGGUAAUGCCAGCGAUGGAGAGUGGGCUCCUGAUUAUGAGCCUGGUAAUGGCCCUUCGUCAACCUCACCUCCAUUGACAAUGCCAAGUUUAGCACACCUGUCGUCUACUCCUGGAAACUCGCUGCGUCGUGGUAUUGGCUCUGCGGGAAGCUCGCAUGUCAACUCACAUUCUUCUAGCUCACUCGCUCUGAAUACCCUGGCUCACGGACACCACAGUGGAAGUCAUAGUGCUAGUCAUAGUGGUAAUCAUACUGGUCAUCACAGCUCUAAUGGGUCUGGUAAUAUAAGUCGCAGCUCAUCAUCAACUGGUCUCAGUUUCAUGCACAGAAAUGGAAGUUCACGAUCUCUCUUUGACGAGGCAUCUCGACUUAUCAGACUCACUUCUUCUGAUAAGGCUGCUAAGAGGUCUUGA
Sugiyamaella lignohabitans is the source of this 1944-nucleotide messenger RNA. It is a transcript of the gene ROD1, whose product is annotated as Rod1p. Gene Ontology annotation, molecular function: protein-macromolecule adaptor activity; ubiquitin protein ligase binding. The record is from RefSeq and is a predicted model, not a curated record. Bases 1 to 1944 code for a protein of 647 amino acids. NCBI's taxonomy places the organism in Eukaryota, Fungi, Ascomycota, Dipodascomycetes, Dipodascales, Trichomonascaceae. Gene Ontology annotation, biological process: ubiquitin-dependent endocytosis. The transcript has a single exon. Gene Ontology annotation, cellular component: plasma membrane; cytoplasm; cytosol.